Messenger RNA from Osmerus eperlanus (European smelt), 2856 nucleotides. It is a transcript of the gene capn1, whose product is annotated as calpain 1. NCBI's taxonomy places the organism in Eukaryota, Metazoa, Chordata, Actinopteri, Osmeriformes, Osmeridae. Gene Ontology annotation, molecular function: calcium ion binding; calcium-dependent cysteine-type endopeptidase activity. Gene Ontology annotation, biological process: proteolysis. The record is from RefSeq and is a predicted model, not a curated record. Gene Ontology annotation, cellular component: cytoplasm.
CAUUGUGCCAUGUACCGCGAAUCACACUGGGCGUUGCUGCAGCAAGAGAUUUUUAGCCAGAUGGAGUAAAACUAAAUAUGGAAGGUAACAGAAGAAGUCUUGCAGCAUUUUAAUAAUAAAAAAUAACAACCACAUAACAAGGAUCAACACUCACAAGGUCAGGAUGGAACCUAUCUACGCCUCGGGCAUGGCCGCCAAGCUGAGGAGCCAAUGGGAUCGCGACGACGGUUUGGGCCAGAACCACAACGCGGUCAAGUUCCUGGGCCAGGACUACGAGGCCCUGCGGUCCCGCUGCCUCCAGAGCAGGGGGAUGUUUGAGGACGCCCUGUUCCCCUGCACGCCCUCCUCUCUGGGCUUUAACGAGCUGGGCCCCCGCUCCUCCAAGACCCAGGGGGUCCGCUGGAUGAGGCCCUCGGAGAUCUGCCAGUGCCCCCAGUUCAUUGUGGACGGAGCCUCACGUACAGAUAUCUGCCAGGGAGUCUUAGGUGAUUGUUGGCUGCUGGCUGCCAUAGCCUCUCUGACCCUGAACGACAACCUGCUCCACAGAGUGGUGCCUCAUGGACAGGGCUUCAGCACCGGAUACGCCGGAAUCUUCCACUUCCAGGUAACUACGCUCUCGCACGACUUCCUGCGGGAGUUCAGCCGUCUGGAGAUCUGUAACCUGACGGCGGACGCGCUGGAGGCCAGCCAGGUGAAGACGUGGAGCUCCGCCCUCUAUCAGGGGGAGUGGAGGAAGGGAAGCACGGCCGGGGGCUGCAGGAACUUCCCAGCGACGUUCUGGGUCAACCCUCAGUUCAAGAUUGCCCUGCAGCACCCAGACAAGCCCGGCACAUCCGACUGCACCUUCCUGGUGGCGCUGAUGCAGAAGAACCGCCGCGCCAAACGACGGGAAGGUGAAGACAUGGAGACCAUCGGCUUUGCGUUUUCCCAGGUUCCAAAAGAGUUCAUAGGUAAGUCUGGCGUCCACCUGAAGAAGGACUUCUUCCUGACGCACGGCUCCACGGCACGCUCCGAGCUGUUCAUCAACCUGCGGGAGGUGAGCACGCGUCUGAGCCUGCCGGCCGGGGAGUACAUCAUCGUGCCCUCCACCUUUGAGCCCCAGAAGGAGGCCGACUUCGUCCUCAGGGUUUUCUCUGAGAAGCCCGCCAACUCUGAUUUCCUCUUCAUACGACAGGAACUCGAUGAUGAUGUCAGCGCUGAGAUGCCUGCAGAGAUUCAGCUGGAGGAGAGCCAGAUAGACGCAGCCUUCAAGAGUCUCUUCAGACAGUUGGCCGGACCGGACAUGGAGAUCAGUGUCACCGAACUACAGACCAUCCUGAACAGGAUCAUCGGCAAACACAAGGACCUGAAGACGGAUGGAUUCACCCAGGAGUCCUGUCGCAGCAUGAUCAACCUCAUGGAUACUGACGGCAGUGGCAAGCUGGGCCUGGCAGAGUUCCACGUCCUCUGGGAGAAGAUCAAGCGCUACCUGACGAUAUUCAGGCAGUUUGACCUGGACAAAUCAGGCACCAUGAGCUCCUAUGAGAUGAGAAUGGCUUUAGAGUCAGCAGGCUUCAAGCUGACCAACCACCUGUUCCAGCUGAUCAUCCUGCGGUACACGGAGGCCGACAUGUCCGUCGACUUUGACAACUUUGUCACCUGCCUGGUUCGUCUGGAGACCAUGUUCAAGACUUUCAAGGUGAUGGAUACGGAUAAGGAUGGUUUCAUUUCACUCAACUUCUUCCAGUGGAUCUCCUUGACCAUGUUUGCCUGAAGAGACAGAGACAGAUCGAGAGACUACUGGAUGGAUAGUUGCUCCCCCCCCCCCCCACACACACACACACACACCUUUGCCCUGCCACCGAGCUGACACAUUUUGACGUGACGUUUCUAGAAUGCCACAGCCAAACCUAGCUUCGGACUGGUAGCUCUCGCUCUUUCUCCGGAAGUGCCUUCCCCCCCCCCCCCCCCCCCCACCUAGCUGUCGAGGUUGGCGUGAAUCAUCACCCAGUUCACAUCAUCCCUGCCGGGAUGCAAGGCUGUGACUUUGUCCAAUUCUAAACAAGCUCCUAUUUGGGUGUUUCCAAAAACCAAACGGUUUGGUUGUUUCUCUCUUUGAAGGAUAAAAUCCUUUCUUAUAGCUGGGUCGUAUAUUUAGGGAGGGUGGAGAAUUUGGAUUAACCACAAGCCCCUCAAUAAGCAUCAGUCUUGGAGGUCAAAGUGAAGGUCAUCGUCGUAUCAGAUUGGAAUCGUUUUUUCUGUACAGAUUUGAUGAUUGCUUUAGGCACCAGACACUCUCUUGGAAAGGAGUUUUGUGCCGGGUAAUAGAAAGUGUUUUUACAUCCCGUGCCAAGCCUUCUUACGUCUUCAGAUUGUCCCCGCAGAAAUGUUUUAUGUAGUUAGAGGCUUAGCAGCAGCACUGUCCUUUAUGUAGGGAAUGUGUUGUGUCAAAAGAAAGAACAACUGAAAGAAACAGGGAAAACGAAUACCUUCCAUAUGCUUUACACGUAUUACAGCAAUUUCAUAUAUCGCCAGUUAAACUUUUCAAUUCCAUUUUUUUCCCCCUCAUCCUAAAUGCAUUAGGAGCUUUUUAAAGGGACAUUUUGAAGGUAUAUCAUUUAAGAAAAAAAAUAUAUAUAAAGGGUGAAGGUAUUGUUGACCUGGACACCCCCUGUGGACUUGCUUGGCUUGUGUGGAAAACCUCCCAGUUUACAGAUGGGAACCUGCACCAAAAGACGACAUGCCAGGGGAGAAUUUAAACGUAUAGCCAUUUCUGUGUCAAGUUGCCAAUGUUAAAAUGUACACCCGUUUACAAAGAGCUUACUGGAUAUCUUAAUCAUUGAAUAGAAACGAUCUACUGUAGAUUUUCUUUUCUUC